GCAAAGAUGCCAGUCAAUUGACUUGACUGUUGCUCAGCCGCCGAGCAACAAGCCCGGUAGUCAACCGUUGGGUCAUCCAUCAACCAAGAGAUCAUAUGGUCCACCAAGUCAGCUUAUAUCGGGAGCCGAUCUAGAUACUAAACAUGUUUUGUACAUUCGGGAUUUGAGUGUUGAUAUUGUACAUCACCAGGUUUUCGAACUCUUCAGUUCGUUUGGCAAUUUGAAGCGCGUCUAUGUACUCCAACGUUCCGAGAGGUACAAGUAUGCUAUGAUGUUUUACCUAACCGAGAAGUCCUUGACCCGGGUCCUGACUGCCAAUCCACACAAACUGAAUGGCAAGGCAUACUUUUGCCACAAGGCUGGCCCAUGGCACCUCGGGCACUUCAAGUGCGACAGGCUGUUAUCUGAAUGCAUCAAUAGAACCAGCUUUAGAGAUCGAUUUCUGAUGCGAUUACCAUAUGGCGUGAAUAUUCGCACAUAUCUAUACGAAUCACAUGUCAGCUCGAAUCAGGCGAACAGCAUUGCUGAUCCAGAUUUGCUAAAAAAAUCCGCCUUGCUGCCGCCAACAUCGUUGGCCCUGUUGCAUUAUCUACGCAAGAAACAGUCCAUACCAAAAGCCACCAGCAAAAACGAAACAGCCGCCACCGAAUACCUAUGA
This is a messenger RNA of Drosophila hydei, 658 nucleotides long. RefSeq lists its product as uncharacterized. The transcript has 2 exons. NCBI's taxonomy places the organism in Eukaryota, Metazoa, Arthropoda, Insecta, Diptera, Drosophilidae. The record is from RefSeq and is a predicted model, not a curated record. The coding region runs from base 269 to 658 and encodes 129 amino acids.